Corapipo altera (White-ruffed manakin) is the source of this 2444-nucleotide messenger RNA. RefSeq names its product toll-like receptor 1. The record is from RefSeq and is a predicted model, not a curated record. Gene Ontology annotation, biological process: positive regulation of type II interferon production; lipopolysaccharide-mediated signaling pathway; positive regulation of non-canonical NF-kappaB signal transduction. The transcript has 4 exons. Gene Ontology annotation, cellular component: external side of plasma membrane; membrane raft; lipopolysaccharide receptor complex. The coding region runs from base 1314 to 2444 and encodes 376 amino acids. NCBI's taxonomy places the organism in Eukaryota, Metazoa, Chordata, Aves, Passeriformes, Pipridae. Gene Ontology annotation, molecular function: lipopolysaccharide binding; protein binding.
ACUAGGACCCCCAGGUCCCUUUCUUCAGCACAUCUCUCCAACCUCUUGUUCCCUACUCUAUACAUACAACCAGGAUCGCCCUGUCCCCGGUGCAGAAUCCAGCACCUUCAUAUGGCUGGUGAUUGCCCAUCUCUCUAAUUUGUUGAGGUCUCUCUGCAGGGCCUAUCUGCCCUGGAGGGAGUUGACAACUCCUCCCAAGUAGCUUAGUGUCAUCAACAAAGAGUAUUCUCUUGAGUCCUGCAUCCAGGUCAUUAAUGAAGAUGUUGAAGAGCACAGGGCCUAAGAUGCAGCCCUGCUGAACCCCACUAGAGACAGGUUGCCAGCCUGAUGUUACUCCAUAUUGACUAUAACCCUUUGUGCCCAACCCCUUAGCCAGUUGUGGUUAUUCAGCUGUAUGCUAGAUAAUUUGUUGUGGCCAAACUGAUAAUGUUCAUACUGGGGCAUUUUAAGUUUCAAUGAGUCUAGUCACUGAGCUGGCAUCAAAAUUUAUUGUAUCCUUUUUAGAAAGUUUAAUCCUUCCUCAAAAGGAGCACCUACCGAUGCAUGGGGUUACAGAAUUAAACAACUGAGAUUUAGCUUUUCAUAUGCUGCUUUACACCCUCGUUAUCACUGUGUUUACAGGAAAUGCCUCUGACAGAAGCUAGGUGGUACAUGCACACAUUUCCAGUCAGUUGGUGUUGACACUGGGUGCCUGCAGCCACCAAAGAAAUACUGGGUUGAGCAAAGGGUUUGCAGGCUCUUGCCCAACAACCUGUGUUUUUUAUCUCUGUAGUUCCUCAUACCCCUUCCUCUUUUUACCACUUUAUGUUAAGGCGAAGCAUGUCCUUUAGGAUGAUAAAAGCAGUUCCACAAUUUAUCAUAACAUCAUUUUUGUCAGUAGUCUGCCAAAGAAAAAAAUUACUGUUACCACAGGAGGCAAAAUAACAUGUUGUGAAUCACUGAGGAGAGAUACUGUAGGAGGCCACAAAAUAAAGCCACAGUUUUCAGAAAUGUGCAUUACAAAUACCUAUCAUGAUGUGUGACUUACACGCUUAUCAGGAAAAAGUCUCUGAAGUUUCUCAUUAAGUGGAGCUUGUGGAAGGGUAGCGUCAUAGGGGAAUCAUGAUAGCUGGAGAUUGUUUUACCCAUGAGAGAUGGUGAUUUUGACUGUAACGUGGAUCUUGCGCUGUCGGUUUUGUGGAUUCUGUACAAGACCAUUGAAUCAUUGAAGUGUUAAAUCAUGAAUGAGUUGUGGUAUGCUAACCCAGUAAGGAUUAGAACAAAGAUGGACAGAUAGAAAAGUUUUGAACAUCUCCAAGGAAACAAAAAGCAGUAUGUCAGAAAAUACGAGCUCUCUUAGAAACUUUUUUGUUUACAAGUGUCUGUUUGCAUUAACUUUUUGGAACCAUGUCAGCCUGUCUGUGGAAAAUGAACCCCUUACACCUGUUUCUAACAGUUUUCCAGAAAAUAGUUCUGACCAAAAAAUCAAGAGCCUGCCACUCCUAUAUACAAAUAGACAUCAGUCCAAAUCUAGUUUUGACUGGGUUGUGAUACAAAAUACUACAGAAAACCUGUCGUUGUCAGAAAUCACAAAUGACAAUGUAAAAAAAUUGGUAGUUUUAUUAUCUAAUUUCAGACAAGGCUCUGAGUUACAAAAUCUGACACUGACAAAUGUGUCAGUGGACUGGAGUGCUCUCAUGGAUAUUUUUCAGACUGUAUGGCAUUCAUCCAUUGAAUACUUCAACAUUAGCAGGGUCACUCAACUGUCGGAUGUCGAAAGCUAUGACUUUGACUAUUCAGGUACCUCUAUGAAGGCACUGACAGUGAAGAAAAUUAAAAUCACAGAUCUGUACUUCAAUCAGGAUGACUUGUACAGAAUAUUUGCAGACAUGAAUAUUGCAGACAUGACGAUAGCUGAAUCAGAGAUGAUUCAUAUGCUUUGUCCUUCAUCUGUUAGUCCCUUUAGACACUUAAAUUUUUUAAAGAAUGAUUUAACAGACUUACUUUUUCAAAAAUGUGACAACCUAACUCAACUGGAGACAUUAAUCUUGCAAUGGAAUAAAUUUGAGAGCCUUCUCAAGGUAAGCUUCAUGACCAGCCGUAUGAAAUCACUGAAUUAUCUGGACAUGAGCAACAACUUGCUGCGCCACGACGGAGCUGAUGUACAAUGCCAGUGGGCUGCGUCUCUGACAGAGUUGGACCUGUCCUCCAAUCAGUUGGCAGAUGCCGUCUUUGAAUGCUUGCCAGUCAACAUCAAAAAACUCAACCUACAAAACAAUCAGAUCAACAGUGUCCCAAAGGGGCUGGCUGAUCUAAAAUCCUUGGAAGAACUAAGGGGAACACCUAGUGGCCGAUUAAAUUAUCACUGUUUCCUGAAAAUGAUAGCUCGGUCUAGAACAUACACAAUGAUUUUUGAGUCAGGAAAACUGAAAGAGAUAAUCGUAUCAGCCCAGCAACUGCAGUAG